UUUACCACAACAACACUAUUAACAAACAAUUGGGUACAACAAAUCCUGUAUUACAGAAUUGUCUAAAGGAUAAUUGGCAAAAUACAAACAGGACGCAGGACAUAGGACAAGUUUUCAUUCUCUUCGUAUUAUCCUUCGUAGAGGCGGCCACCCGAGUUCUCGCAAUCUUUAGAGCGUUUUGAGUCGCUGAGUAUUCGGUUGUGAAUGGUCAUUGCGCGAAGACGCCGCUGGAAUAUCGUUGAUAUUUGGGCCGUCCAAAUUUUGGCAAACAUUUUCCAUUUAUUUUUUCUUAUUACGGGAAGUGUUUUGUGCAAACGUUUGUUUUUAGUUCAAAAGAAGCACUGAUGUGAAAGAAGUUUAAUUUGAAAAACCAUACGCAGAUAAUUUGAAGUUCGUUUUCGUAUAGACGUGAAUUUGUUAAAUUCGGAAUUAGUAAAAUUUUUUUGGUUGAAUUUUAUGUAGUUUUCCUCUUAUUCGGUCUAUGUUCGCCUUAGUAUUGCCAAUACUGAUCUAAAGUAAUACAAAAUUUACGAAUUUUACAAAAGAAACUAUAAUAAAUUAUGUCCAAAGUGUUGACUCAACAAAAUGCACUGCCUUCUCAGCAGUCGAAAAAAAAUGAAAAUAAGAAAAAAACCACACCCUCUGUAAAAACGCUCAAUAACAACAGCAGCGGCUUAAAUGGUAGCACCAACAUGAGAGGCCCAGCCUCCAGCUCCCUGAUGUGUUCGUCGGAAUCACCAUCUACCUCAUCAUCGCCCACUACGGUCGAUUUCGAUGAGUUCACUAGCAGUUCUAUACUGGAAUUUCUGGCAAGGGAACAAGAAUGCUGCACCGAAGCAGAUGCAGAAAGCAUUUUUCAAGAAGUAAGUAGACUGGCUGAUAAUUCAGAUACCCGUAGCGUUGAUGAGAUUUUGCGAGAGGCUGAGCUACUGAUGCAGCAACAAUCGCUCUAUGGAAAAACUGAUAAAAUAGAUAAAGCAAAACAGAAUACGAAAAAUAGCUCAAGUAAGAUGGGCAAAGUAAAUUUGCCUCAACCACAGCAGUCAUUGCAGUUCGAACAAAAACAAAAAACUUUGCCAUCUUCGAAUUCACAAAAUACCCAGCCGUUACCGGUGAAAAUGCAAAGCAUCAAACUAAAUAGCAAGUAUACCAAACACAUUGAAAAUGUUUGGCCACCAGAGAUUCAAACACAAGUGGUAUCGCGCACUCGACUGACCAACGGUAAUUGUAGCUAUCAAGAGAUAAUGCAAUUACAAAAAAAUCUAACACCAAAUAGUGCGUAUGCAGCGCCUGCAACAGCAGACACCACGCCAACACCUACAGUAGCUACCACGCCACAGACGCCAACACCAACUGCCGCCACACCACUUGGCAAUCAACGCUUUGAUGUUUUCGUGGAGAAUUUGCCAUCGGUGUCGGUCAUAUCUGAAGAGUCGACACCGAAGGAUAUGCAAAAUAUGAACGCAACUGAAACCGACGUAACAACAAUGGCGCUGAUAAACGGUGACGAUGAUGACACCGAUACGGUGAGUAGAGGGCAUCUGCACGCAUGCACAUCCUCCGACGCCUAAUCAGGCAGCAAACAUUUGAGAGGCUCUGCACCUAUUUAAACGAUUAUUUUUAG
Molecule: messenger RNA, 1624 nt
Organism: Anastrepha ludens (Mexican fruit fly)
Lineage: Eukaryota; Metazoa; Arthropoda; Insecta; Diptera; Tephritidae
Exons: 1
Coding region: 561-1571 (336 amino acids)
Source: RefSeq, a predicted model, not a curated record